AUGAAUCUUAACUUCACCUCCCCUCUGCACCCAGCGUCUUCUCAGAGGCCCACAUCCUUCUUCAUUGAGGACAUCCUGCUGCACAAACCCAAACCGCUGAGGGAGGUAGCCCCCGACCAUUUCGCCAGCUCACUGGCCUCGAGGGUGCCUUUGCUAGACUACGGCUACCCCCUCAUGCCCACACCCACCCUCCUGACUCCUCACCCCCAUCACCCUCUGCACAAGGGGGACCACCAUCACCCAUAUUUCCUCACCACCUCAGGGCUCCCGGUGCCCGCGCUGUUCCCGCACCCGCCGCACGCCGAGCUGCCCGGGAAGCACUGUCGCCGCCGCAAGGCUCGCACGGUCUUCUCCGACUCGCAGCUCUCGGGUCUGGAGAAGAGGUUCGAGAUCCAGCGCUACCUCUCCACGCCGGAGCGGGUGGAACUGGCCACGGCUCUCAGCCUGUCGGAGACUCAGGUGAAAACGUGGUUCCAGAACCGGAGGAUGAAGCACAAGAAGCAGUUGAGGAAAAGCCAGGACGAGCCUAAAGCUCCGGACGGACCCGAGAGCCCCGAGGCCGCCCCCGCCGACGCUCGGCCCGGCCUGGCCGGCGGCCCCUUCGCGCUCACCGAGCCCGAGGACGAGGUGGACAUCGGGGACGAGGGGGAGCUGGGCUCGGAGCCGCACGUGCUCUGA
This is a messenger RNA of Elephantulus edwardii (Cape elephant shrew), 678 nucleotides long. RefSeq names its product brain-specific homeobox (gene BSX). The coding region runs from base 1 to 678 and encodes 225 amino acids. Gene Ontology annotation, molecular function: DNA binding; DNA-binding transcription factor activity, RNA polymerase II-specific. The record is from RefSeq and is a predicted model, not a curated record. The transcript is spliced from 3 exons. Gene Ontology annotation, biological process: regulation of DNA-templated transcription. NCBI's taxonomy places the organism in Eukaryota, Metazoa, Chordata, Mammalia, Macroscelidea, Macroscelididae.